AUGUUUCUACGCUGCAGUCUGCUUGUAUUUUUAGCUUCGUGUGUGCUUGCAGCCUCUGAAUCAUUAGAAUCAAGUGAAGCAGAGUCGACAUUGGCAAGCGAAUCACUGGUAUUUACAAAGUUCGACAAAUCCACACUUGAUUUCAUCUCGAGUGAAUCUCAAUUGUCACCUUCGAUAGUUAAAGCGAAUAAUGGUGGACUCAAUGAGUCAGAAUUGUCUGUUAAUGAUUCCGGAAUCUUCGAAUUAAAUGGCAGUUUGGAUGCGUCCAAUUCAAAUGUGUCCAGCUCAACCUCUUUAAGUGUGGAGCAGUCCAGUCUUCUGUGUGAAAUUCUGGUGCUGGAAAUUAUGCUGACUGUAUCAAUUUUGCAUGAAACAAAUGAUGAUACGAUCAACAUUUUGGCCGAUCACAUGUUACCCAAUAAUGAUGCUACAACUCAUCAGAUAUUGAAAGAUUCUAGUGUGUUGAAAACCCUGGAGGAAGUCGAGAAAGUGGAUGAUAUAAACUCACACGAGAAAGUGAAACCUUUAGAGAGUGUGGAAAAAGUCGAGGAGGUAGAAACAGUGAAGACUGAGAAUACCAAGACAGCGAUGCCUGAAGAUAUCAAGACUGUGGAUUUUCAUGAAGAAUCGGACAUUCUAAACCAAACGGUUCUGGCAGUUCUUAAUAAAGAAGUUCUGCUUGAUGUAGAUGGUGAUACAGAGAUUAUUGUAUCCAAGGCAUACGAACAGGUUAAACACAUCAAUCUAACCAACAUCUCCAACAUUGACCUCAGCGAUGAAGAUGGAGAUGGAACAGCAGACAAUACCACCGAUGAUUGCCGAUUCAUGUCAUUUGAAGAGUGGAAGAAGCAGAAGAACCUUGAGGAUCUUGCCAAGGCUAGUUCUGAAUCCCAGGACAAUACUUUAAAGUCCGUUGUCAAUAAGGCUUUGCAAGUUAUAGAUCUCAACAAACCUGAAGUCAAGCCUGAAGUGCUUGAGGAUGAAGGCAGAACAUACAAGGAUAAAUUUAAUUAUGCCUCUGCUGAUUGUGCGGCCACUAUUGUCAGCACAAAUAGCGAUGCCAAAGGGGCGUCCGCCAUUCUCAAAGAGAUCAAAGACUCCUACUUGUUGAAUAAAUGCUCGACGCCAAAUAAGUUUGUUGUGAUAGAGCUAUGUCAAGACAUUCUAGUUAAUCACGUUGUGAUGGGCAAUUUCGAACUUUUCAGUUCUAUGUUCAAAUCAGUUAAGUUUUCCGUUUCUGAAAGUUUUCCAGUCACUACCGAGUGGAAAGAGCUUGGUGUUUUUGAAGCAGACAAUAUUCGAGAUCUUCAAACAUUCGACAUCGAAAAUCCACUUAUCUGGGCUCGUUACUUAAGAAUUGACAUCUUGAGUCACUAUGGUUCCGAAUUCUAUUGUCCUAUCUCCUUAGUUCGUGUUCAUGGAACUUCCAUGAUAGAAGAAUUCAAGGGUGUGAAUGGAAACUCACCUUCAGAGGUCGAAGAAAAGCCUAUUUCAACAGAGAACUUUCUCAAUUACACCUCAGAGUUCUCUCGUGAAGAAGACGAGUGUAGAGUUGUGUUGCCAUACCUUGAACUCAAUGAAUUCUUGAAAGACAUCAACGGAACCAAUGAAUACUGUCUAGUUCCAACCAUUGAGGAGUCUACUAUGUCCGCUGACUCUACAGGCGUGAAGACAACUCAGGAAUCAAUUCUCAAGAACAUCGUCAAUCGAUUAUCGCUAUUAGAGUCGAACGCAUCGCUUUCCCUCUUGUACGUUGAAGAGCAAAGCAAAUUACUCUCUAAUGCAUUCACUAAUUUGGAAAAGAGGCAUGCUUCCAAAUUCGAUAGUCUCAUCCAGAAACUUAACCAAACGGUGGUUGCUCAAGUGGCAUUCUUGGAAGCUACUCUUGGAGCCAUCAAGUCGGAAUCGAAGCAACUUCUACAAAAUCACGAAUCAUGGACCUCCAACCUUCUUUCCAGUGUCGAUGACAAAAAUUAUAGACUAAUGAGAGAAUUGAGUUUCCAGAGGACAAUCAUCGCUAUUGAUACUCUUCUUAUAUUGGCUUUACUCGCAUAUGUGAUUAUUACCAGAGAAUUCUUGAUCAGUGAGGAAGCCCCACUUGACGUGGACGAAGCUAUAACCAAGAGAACAAAACCCAUCAAGCAGUUCUUUGUUCAUUCUAGCAAGAAACCAAAAUCACAGAGAAAACGGAGGGGCCGGUCUUAA
This is a messenger RNA of Sungouiella intermedia, 2205 nucleotides long. NCBI's taxonomy places the organism in Eukaryota, Fungi, Ascomycota, Pichiomycetes, Serinales, Metschnikowiaceae. The record is from the annotation of a GenBank genome assembly.